Molecule: messenger RNA, 492 nt
Organism: Glycine soja
Lineage: Eukaryota; Viridiplantae; Streptophyta; Magnoliopsida; Fabales; Fabaceae
Exons: 1
Coding region: 1-492 (163 amino acids)
Source: RefSeq, a predicted model, not a curated record
AUGAUGCGAGUCUUUGAGAUGACUGAUCUUGGAGAAAUGUCUAAUUUCCUUGGAAUAGAAAUCAAGCAAAGACAAAAUGAAAUAUUCAUCUAUCAACAAAAGUAUGCAAAGGAGAUUCUAAAGAAGUUCUACAUGGAUAACUGUAAGAGUAUGAGCACUCCUAUGUGUCAAAAAGAGAAGUUGUGCAAGGAUGAUGAAAUAGCUAAAGUGAAUAAGUCUGAAUAUAGAAGCUUGGUUGGCUGCUUGAUGUAUCUAACAGCAACAAGGCCAGAUAUUAUGUAUGCUGUAAGUGUUCUUUCAAGAUUUAUGAAUUGUGCUAAUGAGUCUCAUCCUAGAGCUGCAAAAAGAGUUCUCAGAUAUGUCAAGGGAGCUGUAAGCUUUGGUGUUAAGUUUUGUUUGACACCAAGCUUCGAGUUGCAAGGUUAUUCUAAUAGUGAUUGGGUCGGGUCUUUAAAUGACAUGAAAAAUACUUCUGGCUUCUGUUCGGAUUAG